GAAUACCAUGGCCUAUUUAACACGGCUACAGGCAUAGACACGACAGCUAUCGGUUUUUUCAUCGGGUUCAAUACUAUACCGGUAGUGUCCUUUACAAAACGAUUUCCCAUGUACCGUUAGUUCGUCACCUCAGCACUCGGCUACUAGCACACAAACAGUGAAGAUGUUACCGUGGAACUGGAGCGAGCCCAGAGGACGGGGAAGGCGGGUGGUUAGCCCACAGUCGUCAUGCUCCACCCCGGACAGUAGCGGGUCGGAGGCUGAGGGUUCAUCCCCACCCCUCAUCGGACGACACCGCAGGGGCCGACCCAGAGCCGAUCAUCUCCUAUCUCUACAAGUCCAGGGGUCAUCAUCCACCAACACCAUACAGUGUUACAUCUGUAACCGAGUGUUCCCCAGGGAGAAGUCUUUACAGGCUCACAUGAGAACACAUACAGGUGAGAGGCCAUACAGAUGUGAUUUCCCCAACUGUACAAAGGCCUUCUGUCAGAGUGGUCAGCUUAAAACUCACCAGAGGCUUCAUACUGGGGAAAAGCCAUUUGUUUGCUCAAUCAGCGGUUGUUCUAGUCGCUUCACACACGCUAACAGACGAUGUACACUCCAUCCUCUCGCCCCGCUACACCGAGUCAAGACGCCUGUCGUUGACUUACCCUUAUUAUCUCCCCCUGAACAGUGUGACAAAGUGAUGCAGUGGCUGGCCAGGCAUGCUGCCCAGAAGCAGGAGACGACCCCAUCCAAAGCCCGAGCCGACAAGUGUAAGAGAGAACUGGACGAGGGGGCCAGCUGCCAGCAUGUAGAGGCGCGCAAACGAGCCAGGGAUCUCUCUAAGCACGACAGACUCACAGAUAGGCGAAUCAGAGUGAAUGGAUGUAGACAGUGGGUCCUUGAACAAAGACACUGGGUCGGUGAACAACCAACCUGUAUCCCAGAACAAAGUGAUGAGGCUCGUGAGCAAAGAGAUAAGCUUAUCUCAGCAAUGGCUCUCAUAGAGCUGGCCCGAGGAGUGAUGUAAUUUUUCUGACAACUAUGAAAGGUGCUGAAUUUUAAGUUAUGCUGAAUCUUUUGCCUAUUACUACAUACAUUCUCAUUGUCUAUCAUUCAACAAUUCCAGAUAAUUUUUGUCGUUUUACAUAUUUGUACUCAUCUCGCUGAUUUAUGGAAUCAGCCCGACUUUGUGAGGGUUCACGUUUGAGGUGUGUAGUGGGUGAUCGUUGUGUCAACAGUCUUCUGUGUUAUUUGUAAAUACAUGAAUAACAAUGAGAAGUUACAAGGGGGCUAUAUAAAAGACAUGUCCACGUUUAUAACAUUCCAGAAAUGUAUGAUUAUUGUUUUUCACUUAAACUCAUUUCAUGCAUUCAUUAGCUUUAAAAGUUAAUAAACAAAUAUUUGUACCCAUAGCAUUUCAAAUUAAGAAAAUUUCAUAUUUCACAUAGGGUUUUCUUUUUCGCAUAUGCAUGUUUCAGUGUAAAAAACGUUCCUUCAAUAUCAUUCACACAAUUUGCACUUUGUCCAUUACCUGUACAGACUGCACAAACAUACAUUAUGAUUUAUGGGCAAAUUCUUCCCUGCUGACAAACGAUUCACUUUCGUGUACUCAGUACAACACCAACAUACGUCUGACAAUUAUUUCAGUUGUUCAACAUGUUUUGCUAAGAUGGAGGAGUUUUUCAUAGCUUACGUCAGUUGCUCGCUCAGUCAGUUUCAUGUAUCAUUUUUAGUUUUGUUUCUUUUUUGUUUUUACUCCAUCAUGCAUAGUUUUCAUAAGCCAUUUCUGAGCCAGUUAUCUGUCGUCACUCCCAUGUACAGGUAGAGGUAGAGGCCUGAAUUUUUGCAGUCCCAUCAUGUUAGAUCAAAUAUUUGUGUUAAAAUUAUUUACAGGAACAAGUGCAACUGAAUCCAUGAAUCUGACACCACUGCCUGCUUGUUUUAGAUUAUCAUCAUCCAUUUGUUUACACAUUUUGUACAUUUUUUUUUAAAUAUUGAAACAAGUGCUUUACAACAAUAUACUUUAUGCUAACAAUGAUUGUUUACAGCUAUGUACCAUUUUACCCCUUCAGUGCAGCUAUGCAAGACAAAGUAAUUUAUUUUUGUAAAUACUUACUUAGUAUUCAG
Liolophura sinensis is the source of this 2112-nucleotide messenger RNA. RefSeq names its product zinc finger protein 367-like. Gene Ontology annotation, biological process: regulation of transcription by RNA polymerase II. The record is from RefSeq and is a predicted model, not a curated record. The transcript is spliced from 4 exons. NCBI's taxonomy places the organism in Eukaryota, Metazoa, Mollusca, Polyplacophora, Chitonida, Chitonidae. Gene Ontology annotation, cellular component: nucleus. Gene Ontology annotation, molecular function: DNA-binding transcription factor activity, RNA polymerase II-specific; RNA polymerase II cis-regulatory region sequence-specific DNA binding. The coding region runs from base 164 to 1012 and encodes 282 amino acids.